This is a messenger RNA of Schizosaccharomyces osmophilus, 870 nucleotides long. It is a transcript of the gene ipp1, whose product is annotated as inorganic pyrophosphatase Ipp1. Gene Ontology annotation, biological process: phosphate-containing compound metabolic process. The transcript has a single exon. Bases 1 to 870 code for a protein of 289 amino acids. Gene Ontology annotation, cellular component: nucleus; cytoplasm. Gene Ontology annotation, molecular function: magnesium ion binding; inorganic diphosphate phosphatase activity. The record is from RefSeq and is a predicted model, not a curated record. NCBI's taxonomy places the organism in Eukaryota, Fungi, Ascomycota, Schizosaccharomycetes, Schizosaccharomycetales, Schizosaccharomycetaceae.
AUGAGUGAAUUCAGUACUCGUCAAGUAGGUGCUUUGAACACCUUGGAUUAUCAACUUUACAUUGAAAAGGACGGCUCUCCCGUUUCUUCUUGGCACGAUGUCCCUUUGUAUGCCAAUGCUGAGAAGACCAUUUUAAACAUGAUUGUUGAGAUUCCUCGUUGGAGCCAAGCUAAGCUUGAAAUCACUAAGGAAGCUACUCUCAACCCUAUUAAGCAAGACACCAAGAAGGGUAAGCUUCGUUACGUCCGUAACUGCUUCCCUCACCACGGUUACAUCUGGAACUACGGUGCUUUCCCUCAAACUUACGAGGACCCUAACGUUGUUCACCCUGAAACAAAGGCCAAGGGUGAUAGCGAUCCUUUGGAUGUUUGCGAAAUUGGUGAAGUCCGUGGUUACUCUGGUCAAGUUAAGCAAGUCAAGGUUUUGGGUGUUAUGGCCCUUCUCGACGAAGGUGAAACUGACUGGAAGGUUAUUGUCAUUGAUGUCAAGGAUCCUUUGGCCCCCAAGUUGAACGACAUCGAAGAUGUUGAGCGUCACAUGCCCGGUUUGAUCCGUGCUACCAACGAAUGGUUCCGUAUUUACAAGAUCCCUGACGGUAAGCCUGAAAACUCCUUUGCCUUCAGCGGUGAAUGCAAGAACAGCAAGUAUGCUGAGGAAGUUGUCCGUGAAUGUAAUGAAGCUUGGGAGCGUUUGGUUAACGGUAAGACUGAUGCCAAGUCCGAAUUUGCUUUGGCCAACGCUACUGUCUCUGGCUCUGUUUCUCAUGAUGCCUCCGUUGCCCAAUCCAUCCCUGCUGCUAAUGAACUUCCUCCUGCUGAUGUCGACCCCUCUGUUCACAAGUGGUUCUACAUCUCUGGCUCUCCUCUUUAA